This is a messenger RNA of Notolabrus celidotus (New Zealand spotty), 802 nucleotides long. It is a transcript of the gene lyrm7, whose product is annotated as LYR motif containing 7. The transcript has 5 exons. Gene Ontology annotation, biological process: mitochondrial respiratory chain complex III assembly. Bases 109 to 423 code for a protein of 104 amino acids. NCBI's taxonomy places the organism in Eukaryota, Metazoa, Chordata, Actinopteri, Labriformes, Labridae. The record is from RefSeq and is a predicted model, not a curated record.
ACGCUCAUUGGCUACGAGAAGACGUCACUAAAACGUCUUCACUGAUUGGUCAUUGGACUGGGUCAUUAGAACCGCCCCCAAUCCAGGAAGGAAGCUGAAGAAGUCAACAUGAGUGCUCGUUUGAAGGUUCUGAGCGUGUUUAAAUCGCUGCACAGAACAAGGCUAGCUGUUUUCAAAGAAGACAACAAAGCACUAACAGCUGCAAGAUUAAAGAUCAACGACGAGUUCCGCAAAAAUAGAAAUGAAACUUCAGAGGAAAACAUCCAGAAGAUGAUUAAAAUUGGCUCAGAUGUGGAAAUUGUUCUUCGAGAGACUGUGCUACAAAUGGAGCAUAUUGGAAAAGAAUCCCUUUUGCUUCGACCCAGAGAGAGUCUUCUACUAGAAAAUGUACCCUAUUGUGACCAGCCAAGGAAAAAGUCAUGACAGAUCAUCUGAUAACAUCUUUUACAUAAAGAAAGAGAUUUACUAUUAAACACUAUAAUCAGUCCUCACCUUGAAAUAAAAUUUCAAAUUGUUCUCCAUAACAAAGACCAAUUUUAAGAUCAUUGGAACAUAGACCGAACCCUGUUUUCAAUUUCACUUAAGAUCUCAACUGUCCUGCAAUAAAAAUAGUGUAAGGUAAAUGGCAAAUUUUUGUGUACAGUAUUUAUCAAAUGUAAUUGAAAGGAUUUGUCAUUUCAAUUGGGAGAUUUUGCCUAUUUUUCAGUGGUAUAAUAUGAUUAAACCAUGUACAAGUUACUGUGAUGCUUCUGAAAAAACAAAAAAUGUCAUUGUGUUAUAAAUAAAGAGGGGUAUUCCCAGA